AUGAAGAGUCCAAACACACCAACAUACUUCACAAACCGGGCGUUGUGUUACCUGAAGAAGAAGCAGUGGGAGAGGGCAGCACAAGACUGUAGGAAUGCACUGGACCUAGAUAGAGCCCUGGUGAAGGGUCACUUCUUCCUGGGUCAGGCGCUGGUCGAGCUGGGUGUAUUCGAUGAGGGAGUAGGGAGCUUAAAGAGAGCCUUUGACUUGGCCAAAGAACAGAAACUGAACUUCGGAGAUGAUAUUGCGAGUGCAAUGCGCGUGGCCAAAAAGAAGAAGUGGAACAGUAUUGAAGAAAAACGAAUACAACAAGAGAUUGACUUGCAGUCUUACAUAAAUAAACUCAUUUUAGACGACAGAAAUAGGCAUGUCGAAGCAGUGGAGGAGAUAGUUGGGGAGGAAGAUGUAUCAAAUGAGAUUGAAACAAUAGAAAAAGAACAUCAAAGGCGCCUUGUGGAAGUAAAUGAGUUGUUUGCCCAGCUGGAUGAGAGAAGACGGAAGCGGGAUGUACCUGACUACCUGUGUGGGAAGAUAAGCUUUGAGCUGAUGCGUGAACCUGUGAUUACACCUAGUGGUAUUACCUAUGACAGAAAAGAUAUCGUAGAACAUUUGCAGCGAGUGGGUCAUUUUGACCCUGUGACGCGGACAGACCUUGUACAAGACCAGUUGAUCCCUAAUUUGGCCAUGAAAGAAGUGAUUGACACGUUUUGAGAGAACCCCUGGGCAGAGGAUUACUGACCCCUCCCAGACCUCUAUCUCCCAUCAAGCUCUCUACCCCUCUCACAUCAAAGAGGACUGUACAGCUCCGCCACAGUGUAUAUAUGUAUGAAGGGACGGGAACAAGGACUCUGUCCAACUGUGUAAUGAUCAUUGCUACACGUACCAUUGGAUUCACACUCUCUGGCAUUCCCAUGUCAUCUUUUACCAUGUCUUGUCACCACAUUCACAUUUUAUGAAAAGAUAAAAGCAGCAGGUUGGAACUACCUGGCAUUGUGUGGUAUACAAACGGUUUUAUGGAUCAAACUGUGUUUCACAUAUAGGUACUGGAAUUUUCCACUGUACUUUGUCAUUGUUGAAGUGUAUAUAUACUCCUCUUAAAGCUCAUGGCUUUGGCAGCAUUCUGUAUGUGCUGUUUAAAUAUAUUUAUACUGAUGUGAGUUUAUUUGCUGAUAUGCAAGUGUUCUCUGUUCAUAAAUUAUAUGGGGAAAAUAUUCACUUUGUUUGUGAAAGGAAGCUGCAUCCUGUCAUGGCAAAGCAAUAUGUGGAGAAUCUCUUAAUUUUUUGUCGCUUUUAUUGUACAUGUAUUAAAUGCACUUGUUAAAUACUUAUCAUAAAGAUGCAUUGGUUUUAAAGGAAUAAUAGAAUUAAACAUGAAGUAAAAUGAUCUGAAAGUAUAAAACAGGUAAACAGUUUACACAGACUUGUUGCGAUGAAUUUGUGUGUUGCACAUCAGUGGUGAGCCCAAAUCAAAGUUUGGCCCCUGAUCCAAAACUAACAUUCUCUGUUGUUAGUGUUGUAAUUGAAACUUCUGAAACAUGUAAAGAACAAUAAUUCGUUCAUGUGAUGGUCAUGAAAUAUUACCUUUAGAAUUUGUAAAUCUUUGAUUUUAAUUAAAUGUUGAAAUGG
This is a messenger RNA of Liolophura sinensis, 1626 nucleotides long. RefSeq names its product E3 ubiquitin-protein ligase CHIP-like. Gene Ontology annotation, molecular function: ubiquitin protein ligase activity; protein-folding chaperone binding. The record is from RefSeq and is a predicted model, not a curated record. Gene Ontology annotation, cellular component: cytoplasm. Gene Ontology annotation, biological process: proteasome-mediated ubiquitin-dependent protein catabolic process; positive regulation of proteolysis; protein polyubiquitination. Lineage: Eukaryota; Metazoa; Mollusca; Polyplacophora; Chitonida; Chitonidae.